CUAGAAGAGACACCUGAUCAUUCACCGAUUCAUCUCAUCGUUAACACCUCUCCUACACAUAGAAAAUUAUCUCCAAUGUCAAGCAAUCUUACACAAUCUACUACUACUACUCCUACUCCUACUACUUCUACAACGAUGUCGAUGACAGCGACAACUACUCCAAAACAUUUUUCUCAUUCAUGGUUAGAUGAUGAAACAACUCCAUCGCCAUUGAUAAAACGUUUACGUUUAUCAAAUAACACUGAUCAUGAUGAUGAUGAUGAUAAGAUUAUUUCAAAUUGUUUUUCGUACACAGCAUCAACAACAACAACUACUACUACUACGCCUACUGAUAUAAAGAAUUAUCAAACAGAAAAAUCAAUUCUAUCUGAUUCUGUAGUUGAUUUUAUCACCGCAAACUCAUUUACUACUCAUCACAAUGAUGCAUAUAUUCAAUCCAGUAAUAAAGAAAAUGAUCAAGGUGCUCGAAAUUCAUGCGGUGAAUUAUUGACACCAGAUAAAAAAAAAGAUUCAUUGAAUUCUAUGCUUUUUAAUGCAGCCAGUAUGAAUACACCACCAAUUCAUUGUACUACUACUACUACUACUACUACUCCAUUACCGAAAUAUGAAGAAAUGAUCACACCAGAAUUGAAA
Molecule: messenger RNA, 633 nt
Organism: Schistosoma turkestanicum
Lineage: Eukaryota; Metazoa; Platyhelminthes; Trematoda; Strigeidida; Schistosomatidae
Source: the annotation of a GenBank genome assembly